Pneumocystis murina B123 is the source of this 1139-nucleotide messenger RNA. RefSeq lists its product as hypothetical. Gene Ontology annotation, biological process: protein N-linked glycosylation. Bases 48 to 1139 code for a protein of 363 amino acids. Lineage: Eukaryota; Fungi; Ascomycota; Pneumocystomycetes; Pneumocystales; Pneumocystaceae. The record is from RefSeq and is a predicted model, not a curated record. The transcript is spliced from 2 exons. Gene Ontology annotation, cellular component: mannan polymerase complex. Gene Ontology annotation, molecular function: alpha-1,6-mannosyltransferase activity.
CCGCUAAUAUUAAUAAUCAAAAAAAUUCAAGAAUUGUGAAACUCAGAAUGCCAAAAAUACGCAAGGACGUAACAGUUUUAUCUUUAAUACUGUCAUUAUACUUGUUGGUUGCAUAUUUUUUUUAUUUAUCAAACACGAAUUAUACAAAAUACCCAAAUCUAUUGUCAAAGACCCAUGUAGACAUAAGAAAACAAAAGAAAAUAAGUUAUUAUUCAAAUGAAUUGAGAUAUAAAGAAUCUUCUCGGGAGCUUCGCAUGACUAUGUUUUCUACAAAGACUUUUGAAAAUAAACCACAAACUCUUUACGAACAUUUAGCAUUUCAAUUUCCAUAUAAAGAGCAAAGGUUUCCUGAUUAUAUCUGGCAAUUCUGGAAAUAUGAGCCCUCUGAUUCAAACUUUGAUUCUAGAUUUCUUCCAUUAGAAGCUAGCUGGAAAAAAUAUCAUAAUAGUAGUAUUUACACGAUAGUCAAAGAAGAAUAUGCACAUUAUCUUAUAAGACAUCUUUAUUUAUCCAUUCCAGAUGUUAUAAAAGCUUAUAAUGCACUUUCAACAUCUAUUCUUAAAGCUAACUUUUUCCGUUAUCUCAUUCUUUUUGCUAGGGGCGGUAUCUAUAGCGAUAUUAAUACAGAGUUAUUACUUCCUGCAUCUAAUUGGAUUUCAGAAUCGAUAGAGCUUUCUUCCAUUGGACUUAUUAUUGGUAUAGAAACUGACAUAACCAGUCGACCUGAUACAAUGCAAGAUAAUUCUGAAUUUUUUCGGUUUAGUAGUAAAACCAUUAGAGCAAAACCAGGACAUCCUGUUCUUCGAGAGAUUAUAGUAAAUAUUACUGAAGAAAUUUUGCAAAAAAAAAGCACUAGCAAAAAUUCUUUAAAAUCAACUCAAUUUAUAAAUUCCGCAUUAUGGACAAAUAUUAUUAUUGAUUAUCUCUCUUCUGAUGCUAUUAGCUCUUCUAAAGUCGAAAGUGAAAAUAUUUCAUAUUCUUACUUGUCAAAAAUUAAUAAAGAAAUGACUAUAGGUGAUAUUGUUAUUUUACCAAUUACUAGCUUUUCUCUUAAUGAAAGAUAUAUAUCGAGUAAGACUUCAGAAAGCCCUCAAGCAAUACUUAGGCAUAGCUUUAAAGAUAUCAAGGAACUUAAUUAA